AUGUUCGAUGGACAGACACUAACUCUUGUCGAACUCUACGUCCACGGCUUUCGAGACGCGGCCUAUGUUGCCUUUGCCUCCUUGGCCGUCAUUAUCUAUGAUUAUCUUAUUACCUUUCAAGCCGAGCUCGAGUCGUUUUGGACCCCGCCGUGGAGUCUUGUCCGCGCCCUGUUCCUUCUGAACCGCUACAUUAGUAUUGUUGUUGCGUGUGUCCAGGUCUACAGACUCGUGGCAUCUCAUCCAACACAUAUCGCGUGCGUCCUAACAAAUUUCAGCCGCCUGUGGCUGACUCUGCUUUUGCAACAGAUGCCAGGCGACGACAUUGAUAUGGACGUAUGGCAUCGUCCUCAUCUUCAUCAUGGGAUCAGGUUCGUUUUGGUUCCAUCACCGGCGGGCCACACGGCAUUGACAGGCCAUCCUCAACACCUGCCAGUCAUCCUCCUCAUGCGCGUCUUGGCCGUGUACCGUCGUCAGAAAUGGGUCACAUACGGCCUCAUGACGCUUUUCGUUUUGCUCACAGUCGGAUUUCUGGCCUUUACGAUUGAACUCAAUAAAAGAACUAUAACUUUUGAUGCUGAACCAUUGAUUCACGGUUGUCCGGGGAGGAUGGAGUCUUCCAGCUUGGCUGUCAUCUGGCGUGUCUAUGUUUGUCCAAUAGUUUUACAAACUAUUCUUGUCGCCAUGAUCCUAUUCAAGGCCGUUCGACAGACAAACCAAUCGAAAGCUGGGCGUGGCAUCGUCGGCUUGCUGGCUAGAGAUGGUGUCAUGGUUUACGUUUCCGUAUUAUGUGCGUUCAAUCCCCCUAUUCGUCAGCUAACCGACUCUUACCGCCAAUCGACCUUUCGAUCCACAGUGGCCCUAAUCUUAUCGAUAAUAGCUUGCUUCAUUCCGAUCCUCCAAGUACCCCUACUUGCUUCAAACCUCCUCCUUCCUGUCGUCGGCAUUAGUACCUCGCGUAUCCUCCUCAAUAUUCGUUCCCAUCUCUCACACAACCUACUCCCACAUCUCCGACAUACCAUCGCUGGAAACACGAGUGCAGGUGUGGUUUCCGGUGUCGAAAUGUCUGCACUCUACCUCGGUGGAUAUCACGGCGGAAUCGCCCCCGCGCGAGGCGUAGAGGGUGCCAAAGUCCGAGAGAUUGGGAACACGACGAUGAUUGAAGUCCCAGUCGUGGACGACUCGACGUUGGAUGAUUACGAAGACGAGGAGCACAAUCUAACUCAACGAUAUCAAGAAGACAGUGUUGGGGGUGGGAGCACCAUUGAGGAGGGUCCGUCAAUGCGUGUGGAUGGCGAGCCUUCAAGCACGCUUGGACGUGCGGGGAGUGCAACGGGUGGUUAUGGACAUCCGCGCAGUCGACCUGGAAGUGGUCGAGCCGCGUUGAAGAUUAGUGCGCUUGGUGCGACCCCAGGAUGGGAGCACUGGGAUGAACGACUGCCGACCAAGGAUUUCCGCUUGCCGACACUUGCCGUUCCUCAUACUCUCCGUCCAUCAUCCCCAUCAUAUGUCACUGGUUCAAUGACGGGGACAAGCGGUGUAGACUCAAACUCGAACGAGUCUGGAUCACGAGAGGAUCUUCGAGAGGUGCAACCACAAGUUCAUACGGUGAUGGUGACGAAGCAGAUUGAGCAAAUAACAUCCCCCGGUAGACGACGGCGGAAACAGGCUGGUUCACGGGAGAGAGCUAUCCAAUGGGCACCUCCGCCUACAGCUUCGACUAUUCGCUCUACUACCACUGCACAUAGUAGCGGUGAAGGAGACGACCUAUCCACGUCCUACGCUCAAUCCCUCGUCCAAGGAAGUGGACCGGGACGACCAAACGGCACACAAGCCCAGAUACAACAUUCCCGACAUGUUCGAUCAUCCAGUCGAUUGCGUACACACGAUUCGGUAUCGAGAUCGCAAAGCAGCAAGGAACCCAGCUCGGGCUCGACGAGUGCAGAAGGCGAACCCGUGUGGCGAUCGGCUUCUACAAUCUCCCCGGAUUGA
Molecule: messenger RNA, 1989 nt
Organism: Serendipita indica DSM 11827
Lineage: Eukaryota; Fungi; Basidiomycota; Agaricomycetes; Sebacinales; Serendipitaceae
Source: the annotation of a GenBank genome assembly